UGUCCCCCCCCCCCCCCCCCCCAGAACUGAGAGACAAACUCGUGUUAAAACCCUCCAACUCAAACCCCCGAAAUUCCCUCUCUCUCUCAAGCUCAUCAGACUGUCAGACACUCAACCGAAACUGCAAAGCUCUGUACCUUGUUUCAUCUCACAUUUCCAUAAAAAAUGCAAAACCCUAAAUUAAGAAACUUGAAUAUCAGCUGCGGUGUUCUGGUCCUUUGAAGCUCGCCUGCAACUGCAACUUCCCACAUCCUCCUCCUGUUGCUUAGUGAAGCUCUCUCUCUCCGGUCAGUUACUUCGCUUUCUCUCUCUUCCACUACCCCUGUAGGCUGUAGAUGUAGACUGCCAGUGGGUUUUAAUUUUCAUAUAAUUAGUUGAAGAAGAUAUCCAAAUUACUGGAGAAAUUAGAGACUAGAUAAAUUGUAUUCAGCGAUGGACUCUGAGCCUCUCAACAUUGACUCUGACAUCCAAGUGGUGGAAUUUGGCGAAGAAGAUGACGCCGCCACCGCCACCGCCCUCCACUUACAACACACUGAUCAUAGCUAUGAUAUUUUCGAUGAUCACUUGGUUCAACACUCUAAUUCUCCUAGGUCUCGUGAUGAUUUCCCUAAUGCGGAUGGGGACCCCAGUCUUGAACCCUACGAGGGCAUGGAAUUCGACUCUGAACAGGCCUCCCGCAUUUUCUAUAAUUCUUAUGCCCGUCGAGUUGGUUUCAGCACCCGCGUCAGCGUCUACCAGCGCUCCCGUCGCGAUGGCUCCAUCAUAUGCCGCCAAAUUGUCUGCUCCCGUGAAGGCUUUCGCCGCGACGGUGGUGAAAAUAGGUCCAAGCGCCAGCGUACGGUUACUAGAGUUGGUUGUAAAGCACAGAUGACCGUCAAGAAACAGACUUCAGGACGAUGGGCUGUUUCAAAGCUGGUAAAGGAACAUAACCAUGAGCUUGUGCCUCCGGAUAGGGUGCAUUGUCUCCGUUCGCAUAGGCAUGUCUCUGGUCCUGCUCGAAGCCUGAUUGAUACCCUUCAAGCGGCUGGCAUGGGUCCUAGUGGAGUGAUGUCUGUGCUCAUCAAGGAGUCAGGUGGAAUUAAUAACGUUGGUUUCACAAAAGUUGAUUGCCAGAACUAUAUGAGUAGCAGCAGGCAGAGAACUCUUGGGAGUGGGGGUCAGGUUGUUUUUGACUAUUUGAAGCGAAUGCAGGUCGAGGAUCCUGAUUUCUUUUGUGCCGUCCAGGGUGAUUUUGAGAACUCGACAGGAAACAUUUUCUGGGCUGAUGCAAAUUCGAGAAUGAAUUAUGACUACUUUGGAGACACUGUAACAUUUGACACAACUUAUAGGACAAACCGAUACCGUGUCCCAUUUGCCCCUUUUACUGGAUGGAAUCAUCACGGACAGCCUGUUUUAUUUGGAUGCGCAUUACUCCUUAAUGAGUCAGAGUCCUCAUUUGUUUGGCUCUUCCAGACUUGGCUAGCUGCAAUGUCGAGCCGCCAUCCCGUCUCACUCACAACAGACCAGGAUAGAAUCAUUCGGGCUGCUGUUGUGCAUGUAUUCCCCGGAACUCGCCACCGGUUUUGUAAAUGGAACGUAUUCAGAGAAGCUCAGGAGAAAUUGUCCGACAUAUACCACUCACACCCCACCUUUGAAGCUGAAUUGCUGAAGUGCAUCAAUGUGACUGAGACAAUUGAGGAAUUUGAGUCAUGUUGGGAGUCCCUUGUUCAAAGAUAUGAUCUUGGGGAUAAUGAGUGGCUUCAGUCAAUAUACGAUGCUCGGCAACAAUGGGUGCCAGUUUUUCUCCAGGAUACAUUUUUUGGUGAGAUGUCAGCAACCCAAGGAAGUGAUAAUAUAAACUCAUAUUUUGAUGGCUAUAUAAACGCAUCAACUAACAUUCAGGUGCUGAUAAAGCAGUAUGAAAAAGCAAUUGCCACUCGCCAUGAAAAGGAAGUAAAGGCUGAUUAUGAUACAAUGAACAGCUCUCCGAUUCUGAGGACGCCAUCUCCAAUGGAAAAACAAGCUGCCAAACUUUAUACAAGGAUAAUAUUCAUGAAAUUCCAAGAGGAAUUAGUCGAGACACUUGCUUAUCCUGCAACUGUGGUUGAUGAUACAGGAUCAGAAACCAUGUAUGGGGUGGCAAAAUUUGGGGAAGACCACAAGGUGCACUCUGUUAAGUUCAAUGUUUUUGAGAAGAAAGCCCGUUGCAGCUGCCAAUUGUUUGAGUUUUCAGGCAUUAUAUGUAGGCACAUAUUAGCAGUCUUCCGAGUAACCAAUGUUCUUACGCUUCCAUCACACUAUAUAUUAAAACGUUGGACAAAAAAUGCCAAAAGUGGAGUUGUAUGGGAUGAGAACACUCUUGGAUUGCCAAAUGAUUCUCAAGAUUCCAGUGCUGCUCGGUAUGACAAUCUACGCAGGGAAGCAAUCAAAUAUGUAGAAGAAGGGGCUGAAUCUGUGCAUGUUUAUAAUGUGGCAAUGGAUGCUCUUCGCGAAGCUGCAAAUGAGGUUGCCGCAGCAAAGAAUCAUGGUCUUGCAAUUGCACAAAAUACCCCAGUAAAUUGCAGUCAGAAACUUCAGUCUUGUACCAUGGAUCAGGACAAGAAACUUGAAGAGUUGGCAGCUGCGUUGGAAAUUUCAAGUCAGCAAUGUGAAGCAUUCAGAGAAAAGCUACUCGCUGUUUUGAAAGAUAUGGAAGAACAGAAGUUAAAGAUAUCAGUAAAUGUUCAGAAUGUAAGGCUAAACCUAAAAGUUUAGAAACCUUUACAUUCAUGUAUACAAGAAAAACAGGUGGAAAAGGGAGUUGGCAUUCUUCACCGUUGCACGCAUCAUGUUUAGUUGCUGGUUAGUGGUAGAUUGGUACGUAGUAGUUGUAACGUUACAUAUGUAGAGUUGUAACUGUAUGUAGUGUUUAUGUAGUGGAUGUAGAAACAAAUAACUGUUGAUGUUUUUCCUCUUGUAUUGUAUUGUGUAUAUAAAGGUUUUGGUAGAAA
This is a messenger RNA of Malus domestica (apple), 2969 nucleotides long. Its product is annotated as protein FAR1-RELATED SEQUENCE 5-like. Gene Ontology annotation, biological process: regulation of DNA-templated transcription. Gene Ontology annotation, molecular function: zinc ion binding. The record is from RefSeq and is a predicted model, not a curated record. Lineage: Eukaryota; Viridiplantae; Streptophyta; Magnoliopsida; Rosales; Rosaceae.